ACACUGCUGCUACGUCACUCCGGGGCCCGGGGAGUUUGGGCCUGGAUUGCAAAAGAGUGGUUUCCUUCGCCGGUGGUGUCUCGUUCUCCAUCGCUGACUUCAGAGACCCUUUAAGGAGUUGGCUGGAGGUCACCGCCCUUAUCAGAGGGGGACGCCUGGUCACAGAGGCUCAGGGAUCCACGCAGUGUCCUCUCCAGCCCUCCGCGGUGGCAGACACCCAGCGCUCCUGGAAUUGCAUUUCAGGCGACCUUGAACUCAAGAGUGACGCCUGGGUAUUUAAGUUCCUGCCUGCAGGAACUUUGUGGGAAUUUCAGUAUAUGGAAAUUCUGUGUUGCAGCUGAUGUGAAUCCAGAGGUCUCAGUAUAGUACUGGGACCAAACUACUGUGUCAGCCAGCUGAGGACUCCAGAAUCCCAUGGGUUUCUAAAUUACAUUUGCCCAGGAGCACCAUGGCCCAUGCUGUCUUUAUUCCUGGGUUGUCUCGGGGUACUGCUUUGUGGAGAUUGACAGCCAGCACUUUGCGUCACCUCACUCUAACCAGCAUAAUGAAAUCCAAAAGAAAAACUGAUCACUUGGAGAGAACUGCAAGUGCCCUCCGACGGGAGGUCGUGGCUUCGGCUAAGGUGUGUGAAAUUGCCCAUGAGUCUCCAACAGUGAAGAGCCUCCGCCUGCUUGUUGCUGAUAAAGCCUUCUCCUUUAAGGCUGGCCAAUGGGUUGAUUUCUUUAUCCCAGGAGUCUCAGUCGUUGGUGGGUUUUCAAUUUGCUCCAGUCCCCAACUGCUAGAACAAGAAAGAAUGAUAGAAUUGGCAGUGAAAUACACAAACCACCCUCCUGCUAUCUGGGUUCACAAUAAGUGCACACUUGACUCGGAAGUGGCCCUCAGAGUGGGAGGAGAGUUCUUCUUUGACCCUCAGCCCACAGAGGCCCCUCGAAACCUCGUGUUGAUUGCUGGAGGGGUCGGGAUUAACCCCCUGCUUUCCAUCCUGCGCCACUCAGCAGAUCUCCACCGAGACCAAGCAAACAAAGGAAGUAGCUAUGAGAUAGGAAAAAUAAAACUGUUCUACAGUGCAAAGAACACCAGCGAACUCCUGUUUAAGAAAAAUAUCCUCGAUUUAGUAAAUGAAUUUCCUGAGAAGAUUACUUGCAGUUUGCAUGUCACAAAACAGACAGCACAAAUCAGUGAAGAACUUAAGCCAUACAUCACAGAAGGAAGAAUAACAGAGAAGGAGAUAAGCAACCACGUGUCAGCAGGGACUCUGUUCUAUAUCUGUGGCCCACCUCCAAUGACGGACUUUUUCUCUAAGCAACUGGAAGACAGCCACGUUCCCAAGGAACACAUUUGCUUUGAGAAGUGGUGGUAGGGAGAAGGCACAGAAGACCUGAGAGCCACCCAGGAGAGUGAGACUCUGUUUCGGGUUUGUGGAUAGCCAUCUAAGCUAUCUUUUUUUUAAAGCUCUGAACUAAGUGUCCAGCCCAAGACUGAAAGAAAAACCAGUGACAGAUGAACACAAUAAAGUUCCUGAGGACGUCAUUGGUCAAGCCAUUGACUAUCUUGGUUUUUCUUUCAUUAAUACCUAUUUAAUUAUCUCAUGAUAGUCCAUUGUCAUGGAGUUUCCAACCCCUGAGAAAAGACCAUAGACUCAAUCCAACUAUGGUAAAGAGACUUACUAAUUAAUUGCUAGCAGGAUGUCGGUCUCUGAGACAAAUUUGAGAUUGCCAUGAAGAAGGGUAUGGGGAAGGAUUUGGGGUGUUUUUUGUUUGUUUGUUUUGUUUUAAGACAAAAACCACAUGAAGAACUUCAAUAUCUACACAAGCAAAUCUAGUCUGUUCUGCCAAGUGAUUAAGAUGACUCAAAACAAUCUUUGGGUAUCUGUGUAAAUAAGUUACAGAAGCUAUUAAAAGAAAAAGCAGUUACCAUAUCAUAACAAGUAGAGGGUCAUGGCUGUAAAUUUCUGGGGGUCACUGAGUCAGGGUUGUUUUCUGGGAACCCACCUUGUCUAGGGCAAGCAGUCAUUAGGCACUAAGAUGGAGGCCCAGCACAAAAUGGUUUCUCUGACUGGCCUAUACACCAUGAACUGAUUAAUACAGAUUUUUCUUUGCCAUUAGGGGAAAAAGUGGUUGACUUAAAUUAAUUAAAGGAAAAUGUUGGUUUUG
Cricetulus griseus (Chinese hamster) is the source of this 2153-nucleotide messenger RNA. NCBI's taxonomy places the organism in Eukaryota, Metazoa, Chordata, Mammalia, Rodentia, Cricetidae. The record is from RefSeq and is a predicted model, not a curated record.